Lathyrus sativus (Indian pea) is the source of this 936-nucleotide messenger RNA. NCBI's taxonomy places the organism in Eukaryota, Viridiplantae, Streptophyta, Magnoliopsida, Fabales, Fabaceae. The record is from the annotation of a GenBank genome assembly.
AUGAUGAUAGAAAACUCAACUGGUAAAGGUUAUUACAACGAAGCAACAAAGGAAGAUGAUGAAAAUGGAGCAACGAACAUGGAGAAAUUCUCCAACAAAGCAGUAGCUACAUCAAGACAAUGGACAUCGUUAAGAAAUCCAAGAAUUGUGAGAGUGUCACGUUCUUUAGGGGGAAAAGACCGACACAGCAAAGUGUGUACAAUCAAAGGAUUAAGAGACAGGCGUAUUAGGCUGUCUGUACCAACCGCAAUUCAGUUAUAUGAUCUUCAAGACAGGCUUGGUUUAAGCCAACCUAGUAAAGUUGUUGAUUGGUUACUUGAAGCAACUCAAUCUGAUAUUGAUAAGUUACCACCUCUUGAUUUUAGUACUCAACAACAAACCCUAAGGUAUUUGCAGAAUCCUCAAGAAUCAAAUUUUUCUCUUGGAAGUGGUUUUUAUGAUCAUCAUCAAAUUAAAGGUAAAGAACCUGAAAAUUCUGCAGAAAAGGGUAAUUAUUAUAGCUCAGUUUGUUCUAAUUAUUCAUCCACUGGUUUUCCUUUUCCAUAUAAUAACAACUUGGAUCCUUCGAGUACUCUAUCGUUAUCACAAUUCGGAAGCUUUCAUGGUAAUUUAUUUCACCAAAACAGCAAUGGAAGUGCUAUGCAAUUUUCAUCUUCUAAUUUGACAGGACCUAAUUCAGCAGGUAAUUCACAGUUACUUUUUUGUCCUCCUUCUGUUAUGCCAUCACUUUUUAGUACUACUCAGAAUCCUCCAUCCAUGGAAAGUGAUUUUCAAAGACAAUUCAACCAUGUUCAGAUCUUGAAUUCCUCAUCAACUAGUACUUUCAUCCCGUCUCUUCAUCUUCCAAUCAAUCCACCUUUUAGACGCAAUCAAACAAUGCCGUUUAUAAACUCCAAGCUUCUUGAUUCAGAUCAUAAUAACACCAGAAAUGGAUAG